Molecule: messenger RNA, 332 nt
Organism: Scutellospora calospora
Lineage: Eukaryota; Fungi; Glomeromycota; Glomeromycetes; Diversisporales; Gigasporaceae
Source: the annotation of a GenBank genome assembly
AUGCCAAAAAUUACAAAAGAAAGAAAAUUAAAGACGAAAACUGAAAAAACUAUAUGUUCUAUAUGUAGAUUUAAAAGGAUAAAAUGUAUUCAAUCAGAGGAAAAUGAAGAAAAAUGUGAAUUUUGUUUUAAAAAUAAUCUUGAUUGUCUGAAAUAUAAGCCUUCAUUAAUAGAAAAUAAAAUUAAAAGAUUAAAUAUUGUUGUUAAAAAUCAUGAAAGUAGAAUUGAAAACUUUGAAAAACGAGUUCAAUCUUUGGAAAAAGAUAAUUCUAUAAUUAAAAAUAAUCUUUUACAACAAAAAUUACUUAUAAAACAAUUAGAUUUUCUUUUAUC